Microthlaspi erraticum is the source of this 3042-nucleotide messenger RNA. The record is from the annotation of a GenBank genome assembly. Lineage: Eukaryota; Viridiplantae; Streptophyta; Magnoliopsida; Brassicales; Brassicaceae.
AUGGGAUUUCUUGGCCACAUUGUUUCUGCAGAGGGAGUUUCUGUGGAUCCGGCUAAGAUUGAGGCUAUCAGAGAUUGGCCUAGACCUAGUAGUGCCACCGAGAUCAGGAGUUUUCUGGGUUUGGCAGGAUACUACAGGAGGUUCGUCAAGGGGUUUGCUACCAUGGCGCAGCCGAUGACGAAGUUGACCGGGAAGGAUGUCCCGUUUGUUUGGUCAGCUGAGUGUGAGGAGAGCUUUAGUCAGCUCAAGGAGAUGUUGACUACUACACCAGUGUUGGCGUUACCCGAGCCAGGGAAGCCUUACAUGGUGUAUACAGAUGCUUCAGGCAUUGGUCUUGGUUGUGUGCUGAUGCAGGAGGGCAGAGUGAUAGCAUAUGCUUCGAGACAGUGGCAGGGCAGUGAGCGUAACCGUCCUACACAUGACUUAGAGUUGGGAGCAGUGAUCUUCGCGUUGAAGAUUUGGAGGUCUUACUUGCUAGGUGAGACAGUACAGGUCUUCACGGAUCACAAGAGUUUGCAGCAUAUCUUCACUCAGCCGAUGAUGAACGCGAGACAGACGCGCUGGGUUGAGUUCUUGGCGGACUAUCAGGUGAGCAUUAACUACCAUCCGGGCAAGGCUAACCUAGUGGCGGACGCGUUGAGUAGACGGAGGUAUGAUUCCGCAGUUGAGCGAGAUGUGGAGUCUCUAGUUGGCGAGAUCAGUACCUUGCGUUUGUGUGCCAUUUCGCAGGAGCCUUUGGGUUUAGAGGCAGUGGAUCAGGCGGAUCUACUUAGCAGGAUCAGAGUUGCUCAGCAGAGUGAUCAGAGUUUGCUAGAUGCGACGAGAGUGACUGGUUCUGAGUAUGAGGUCUCUGCGAAUGGGACUAUCUUGGUUCGUGGGCGAGUUUGUGUGCCUAAGGAUGUGGAGUUGAGACAUCAGAUUUUGGGAGAGGCUCACGCGAGCAAGUUUUCCAUUCAUCCGGGAGCGACCAAGAUGUACCAUGACCUCAAGAGGUACUAUCAUUGGGUCGGGAUGAAGAGGGAUGUAGCAGACUGGGUUGCGAAGUGCAACACUUGUGCCUUGGUGAAGGCAGAGCAUCAGGUUCCGGGUGGUCUUUUGCAGAGUUUACCCAUUCCAGAGUGGAAGUGGGACAGGAUUACGAUGGAUUUCGUGGUUGGACUACCUGUUUCGAGGACUUUCGAUGCUAUUGGGAAGUUUGUGCGAGAGAUUGUGAGGCUGCAUGGAGUGCCAGCUAGUAUUGUGUCAGACCGUGAUCCCAGAUUCACUUCAGAGUUUUGGAGAGCUUUUCAGGCAGAGAUGGGCACUAAGGUGCAUCUGAGUACAGCUUAUCAUCCGCAGACAGAUGGUCAGUCAGAGAGGACUAUUCAGACUUUGGAGGAUUUGCUGAGGAUGUGUGUGUUGGAUUGGGGUGGCCAUUGGGCAGAUCACCUGAGCUUAGACACCCCUAUGCUGGACCCAAGUGGGGGAGCGCAGCAUGUAUGGAGCUACUUAUGUUCAGGAGACGACAGAGAAGGUCGUGUUGUGAGGCUGAACAUGAAGGAGGCUCAGGAUAGGCAGAAGAGUUAUGCAGAUAGACGCAGACGAGAGCUUGAGUUUCAGGUGGGAGAUAGAGUUUAUCUCAAGAUGGCUAUGUUGAGGGGUCCUAACAGAUCCAUAGCAGAGAACAAGCUGAGUCCGCGUUUUAUGGGUCCGUUUCCAGUAGUGGAGCGAGUUGGGCCAUUGGCUUACAGGCUGGAGUUGCCUGAGAUUAUGAAAGCCUUUCACAAGGUUUUUCAUGUGUCGAUGCUGAGGAAGUGUCUUCACCCUACAGAGGAGUUAGUGGCUAGGAUUCCAGAGGAUCUUCAGCCAGAUUUGACAGUGCCGGCAGUGCCUGUGAGGAUUUUAGAGAGGAGGGAAAAGGUUCUGAGGAACAAGAGGAUUCCCUUACUGAGGAUUUUGUGGGAUUGCAGUGGUUCUACAGAGGAGACUUGGGAGCCAGAGGCAAAGAUGAAGUUGAAGUUCAGGAAGUGGUUCGACAAGCAGGUCGAGGAGAUUGCGAUCCUGAAUAACUCAUCAUGUUUUGGAGACUUCGUUCUCUGGCAGACUCUCUGGGUGCAAUAUAAGCAGCGGUUCAAGUCUGGGUGUAGUGGCCCAGUUUGGGAGGUGCAGACUUGUCUGGGUGUAGUGGCCCAGUACAAGUGGUUUGAGGUGAGGAUCUCCAGUGUUGCGGCCUUGCGAGGUCGGGAAAGGGGAAGACCUGAUCACGCGAUCAGUGGGUCAGUUAGACCGGUAGCUGUGCCGCAUGUUGUUGCUCCGGCUAUCCAGCCUCGGAGUCAGCAGCAGCAGCGCAAAGGUGGUGCGAGUUUCAGUUCUGGUUCUGGCAGGGGCGGGUUGCCUGCACAGGAUCAGAAGAGGAGUCGAGAUGAGAGCUCUGUAGGUAGUCAGGGUACUCGAGGUGCUUGUUACCGUUGUGGGAGUACGGAGCACCGUAUGGCGAGCUAUCCUAGGAGAGACGCGGUUCAGGAUGCCAGGGUGUGUUAUCAUUGCAGGCAGUCGGGUCAUCUCAGACCGGCGUGUCCCCAGUUGCAAAGGAUGGCAGUGGCAUUGAUUCAGCCGGUGAGUCAGAUUGCAGCGGUGCAGCCAGCGGGUCAGACUGAAUCGGCACCGCGGGGCUAUUCUUCGGUGGAGACCGGCGGGCAUAUCACAGGGACCUUGUUAGUGGGCGGUUUUGAGUCCCACGUUUUAUUCGACUCUGGAGCAUCGAAUUGCUUCAUUACACCGGAGCGUGCCGAGAAGAGUGGCAUCCGGAGUAGCGCUGGCGAGAGCGCGGGCAUGGUCAAGGUGGCGGGAGGUGGAUUCUUGUCUACUUUGGGCCGUGCUAGAGGAGUCGAGAUCGAGAUUGCGGGGCAGUCAAUGCCAGCAGAUUUGGUCAUCAGUCCGGUGGAGCUGUAUGAUGUUAUUCUCGGGAUGGACUGGUUGUCGCACUACAGAGUUCAUCUGGAUUGCUACAGAGGCAGAGUGGUCUUCGAGCGAGAUGCAGGAGGUUGGUUUAUCAGGGAGUGA